AUGCCGAAAGACUACCAGAUUUUGGUUUCAAGGGAGAUAGGAUAUCGUAAAGGAGCCGUUUUGCGCAUGGCUGUGGAGGCUUACACGACGAUGGAAGGCUUAAAGUUAGCGUGGCCUCAACUAGUGGACAGCGUCGGUGACGCUCUCGGUUUCGUCAACGCCACGAUAGCGUCUGUCGACGACGGCGACAAUAACAAUGCCCUUAGCUGCAAAAGGGACAUAUCCACUGGAACUCCGGGAAAUUACCGAAUUUACAUGCGCAUCCUUAUGUUCCUUGACCGGAAAGCGAUGGAUAGUUACCUGCCGAAGCUGAAAUCUUACUUGCCGUCCGCAAACUUCGGUGGAUUUAACAGUGGUACAUUGAAGCUUAUUCCAGCCACGAGUCACAUGGCGGUGAAACCGAAUGAUGAGAUUUUAACUAUCAGCAUUGGGGGUAAACGGUAUACCCUCAGUCGAUCGCUGCUCACUGUUGAUCAGCGUAGCAAGUUGGCCGAUUGGUUCAAGCCCGGUUCAAGUAAGAGCUACAUCACUGACAAAGCUGGCCACACAUUUCUGGACCGCGACGGCAAGACGUUCCGUCAUGUACUGAAUUAUUUGCGGUUCAAGAAGGAAAAGAUUCCUGCGGUUUUUUGCUUGCCGUCUAAGCCUGACGAGUUGGCGAGACUUUGCGCAGAAGCUACAUUUUUACAGAUGGAUGAACUUAGAAGUUUCUGCGUCUCGAUGUUGAAAAAGUACAAUCUCGAAGAAGAAAAUUACAUCACUCCGUUUGUCGAAACCAUUCUGAAAGAAUAUGACUUUUGGAAUGCGGCCAAAGGUGGUAAAAAAUCUGCAUCCGCUUGUGCAGAUGAAGGCGAAUAUUCUUGGUAG
This is a messenger RNA of Soboliphyme baturini, 867 nucleotides long. Lineage: Eukaryota; Metazoa; Nematoda; Enoplea; Dioctophymatida; Soboliphymatidae. The record is from the annotation of a GenBank genome assembly.